Molecule: messenger RNA, 3386 nt
Organism: Nymphaea colorata (pocket water lily)
Lineage: Eukaryota; Viridiplantae; Streptophyta; Magnoliopsida; Nymphaeales; Nymphaeaceae
Exons: 14
Coding region: 88-2316 (742 amino acids)
Source: RefSeq, a predicted model, not a curated record
UCGUUUCCCUCCACUCAAAACUCCGUUACUCCCGCCUCGCGGGAUCCGCCCAGUUUGUCUGAGAGUGUCUCUCUCCCGGGUGGCGCCAUGAAUUCGCUGCUUCGUCCUUCCUUUCCCCUCAGGCUCCUUUCCUCCACUUCCCCGUCUCCCUGCCCCCACCGUGAGCUCUCCAUCGUGUCCUUCUGCUUCGCCACCCAGCCCCCUCUCCUUACCAAUUCCCCGAGAAAUCCCGCUCCUGAAUUUCAAGACUUCCAGUUCAAGAACGAGGGUUUUUGGGAAGUCGAAGCCAAGGAGGAGAAGAAAGAAGAAGAGGAAGACGAGCAAGACGAGGAAGAAGAGAGUAUGUCGGGAAUUCCUGUUCCCGAUGAAGAGCAAGAGGAGGAGAGAAUUUCGGGAAUUCCUGUUCCCAGGCAGCCGUACAUUCCGAUCUCCAAGGGAUCUCUUCUUGAUGGAUUGCUCUCGAUGUUCGAGUCGCAGGAAGAAGCUGAUCAGUUCCGUCUUAUUGCGUCGUGUCUGGAUUCUAUAAUUCAUGCAGAACAUAAGGGCAUGCUGGAGGAGAUGAGAGCAGACUAUGCUCUUUCUCAUGCUCCAGAUAUAAACAAGACUGAAGAAGUUGACGGAAAUCAUCUUCGCAGUAAAGACACGAAAGAAGUUACAUCAAAUAACUGGAAAAUGGAUGUACAUGAGUAUGUUGCACUUGGGAGUGUUCACAUCAAUAAUCAAAAGCAGGACCUGAAUGAUGCAUCACUUAAUUUUUCCUCAGACCGGAGUUUCCUACUGAGGUCACCUAGUGGAGAUCUGCCAAGUUGUUCCUCAACUGAGUCCAGAGUUUCUGUGGCAACUCGUUUUCAGCGAUCCUUCUUGAAGCUUCUGCACAAUGCACAGUUUGAAGAACUCUCAGUUCAUGAUCUCCAGUUGACUUCAGCAUUGAACACUGAUUAUCUUUUGACCCUACCAAUAUAUAUUAACUGGAAGAGAGCAUCUGAGUCAAAUGCAAUAAUAUUCAGGCGUGGGUUUGCUGCUGAAAGACAGAGGGGUUUGUUAAUUGCUGAAAAAUUGGACUACAUACAGUCAAAGCUUUUGCAGAGGAUCUUUCGUGUUCUGUCAAGACCAUUGGAAAAAGCUGGCAUGUGGAUAAAUGAGACAUGGUUCCAAACUGGCCGCAUGGAGUGGAUGGAAGAGACACUUUCUUUGCUGAAGAAAUAUUGGUCAGUGAAAUUGCUUUCUGAUGAUGAAGCUACUUCUGAAGAUGAAUUAGGAGUUGGCUCUCAGUUAUAUGAUGACCUUCCAAUGUGGCUUGCGGCGCAGCGUGCGGUUCUCCGUUAUGAAGGUUUAUUGUCUCAAAUUGGACCCCGUGGAAGAUUGUUGAGGAAAUUACUUGCUUGGAUAGGAUUCAUUCCUUCAUUCCCUGCCAAAACUAUAGGACCCAAUGAUGAGCACACGAAUGUGGACCCUUAUUUAAGGCCUAACUUCCUAUCAAGGAUAACUCUUAGUGAUAUCUGGAAACCUGCAAGAAAAGAAUCUUGUGAAAAUGAUGUGUGGAAAAUGAUUAAGGCUUCCUUCCGCAUACUUUUCUCGCAGUCAGUUCUUCAGGAGCCUGCCUUCAGCGAAUUAAUAUUGCUUUAUUCAGAAAAGAGGGACAAUGAAGAUGUCAAUGGUAGUUAUGAGCUUCCUUCCUUACAGAUGAAGCUUUAUGAGAGAAUUCCUAUUCCAGAUCUUCCUGUUAUUUUCCCACACAAAAGGCUAUCUUUCCGGAUUCUAGAUACGGUUCGGUUGGAUGUUGCAAGCAUUUUGGGAUUGUUGGCAUAUUUUGUUAACUACAAAUUUGAGGAUAUCCGCUUAUCUCCAUCAUCUAUUCUGCUUGAUGUGAUUGCUGUAACUGCACUUUUAGUAUAUGUGACUCGUGUUGCCCUUGGGUACAAGCAGACAUGGGAUCGGUAUCAGCUCUUGGUCAACAAAACACUUUAUGAAAAAACUCUAGCAAGUAGUUUUGGCACAGUUUUCUUUCUUCUGGAUGCAUCUGAACAGCAACAGUUUAAGGAAGCAAUUUUGGCAUAUGCUCACCUGCUACGGCUGGAAAAACACCAGGUAUCCUGUAGGAAAACAGUUGCUGAUAUGUGCGAGAAAUUUAUGUAUGACAAGUUUAAGGAAAAGGUGAAAAUGCCUAUUGAAAGCGCUAUGAACACCUUAGUUAGAUUGGGUCUAGUAACAGAGGUUGCUGGUGAAGAGAACAAAAUUCAGGUUCUUCCAUGUUUGGAAGCAUAUGAGGGACUGAAGUCACAAUGGGAUUGUUUGCUUGGGUCAAAAAUAUUGUAGCUUGAACAGGUAACUUUCGGGAACCUGCUUUCACAUGCUGCAGUUUCAUUAAUGAAAAGGAACUUUCUGAAUGCCUUGGUAGAUCUUCUGAAUUCAAGAUGUUGUCUUGCUUCUUUUACUCAGAAGUAUUUGCAUGAUCAUGUGGAUCUCUCCAUAGACCAUCUAAAUUGGGAGCUGCAUUCCAAUUUCAUUGACUAAGACAACUUCCAAAGGUUCAUGCUGGAUGUUUUUGUGUAUAUUUGACUCCAUCGCAUGGAUGAAAGGAAAGUGAUUAAUGAUUAUCAGUAACUGUAUAGAUGGGGAUACCCAUGAUGUAGGUUGGGAUGGAGCUGUGCUGUUCGAGUGGACGAUUAUUCAAUUUCUUAAUGCAUCUAUUUCCUAAUUUUCCCUUGGCUGCUAGAUUCAACUGAUUCAUUAGCAAACUUUAAUGAGUGCCAUAGACAACCUGAUUUCAAGGAGAAGGCAGCUUUGAUCAUACAAUUGCUGUUUCACUUUCCAGCAUCAGCUCCAUGGCAUGGCUGCCUAAAAAUGUGCACGUCUCAAGAUGUUAUCUUCUAUGCAGUUAGUUGGAUGCUUCUAAACUGCUAACACGGUUCAUGCUAUAUAGAUCCAACUCAAACAUUAAAUGUCAAAGGAGUGAGCCUAGCAUCGUUGCUUUCAAGACUUGAUGGACAGAAAUUACAGUAAAUGGAUCAACGGAAUGCAAGUAACUCCUAAGGAAGAAGUCUGUUUCCAUCAUGUCAUGUUUCAGGACUUAGUAGAUUUGAAGCUGAAGAUGUCAACAAUUGAUAUUUUGUUUUCUGUUACGGCUUUGCAUGAGUUAGAUCUAUAUCUUUAAGCUCACCAGACUCCUAUUUGGUUUGCAUGGAAAAAGCUAGAUCCAAGAAAUGAAUUUGGAAGUUAUACAGGUCAGUAGUCUUGCUGCUUUAGUCAUGUAAUAGUUUAGGUGGAACGUAGACAUGCUUCUUAAUCAACCAUUGAAUAUCUCCUGAAACUUGGUAACAACAGACCUUCCAGCUAUAUGUUGGGGUUCCUUUUGUCUUUAAUGGGUGAAUUAAUUGUUUCCUUUA